AGUUGCAUCUGUUCCGUUGGGGCCGAUGGCUCCGUUUCGGUCAUCAACUUAUCUGAGCAGCGACACUUGCUGUCUACUGGCGCCGCGCACUCCCUCUCCGAUUCACCUGUUAUGGCAAUCGGUUGGAGGGUACCCGAAGACCUUUUGCUGAUCGCUCAUGUGGACGGUUCUUUGGAGAUUUGGGACGUAAUGAUCGGUUGUCUGGAG
Opisthorchis viverrini is the source of this 207-nucleotide messenger RNA. RefSeq lists its product as hypothetical. The transcript has a single exon. The record is from RefSeq and is a predicted model, not a curated record. The annotation marks the transcript as partial. Lineage: Eukaryota; Metazoa; Platyhelminthes; Trematoda; Opisthorchiida; Opisthorchiidae.